This is a messenger RNA of Vitrella brassicaformis, 2129 nucleotides long. The record is from the annotation of a GenBank genome assembly. NCBI's taxonomy places the organism in Eukaryota, Vitrellaceae.
CCUACCGUCCGUCAAGUCAAUGCCAUCCAUGUGUAUCCUAUUUAUCCCCCGGGUGUGUGUGUAUGUUAACGCAGGCCAGCACUGACUGUCUGAAAAGGCAGUCAGUCAGUCAGAGCACUCACUGAUCCAACUUGGUAUUUUUGCCCGCUGUCCGUGCCGUGCCGUGCCGUGCCGUGCGUGUGUGUCAGACACACUAGUGAGUGGCUUUUUUAAGAAGGGUUUGCGACCUCGGUUGAUUGAAACAAGUCAGUCAGUCAGUCCACAGACACCUCACGGACAGCUGUAUGACACGGAUGGCUGCGCGUGUGUGGGUGUGUUUAUGCGGUCGUCACGUUGCACCACGGUCUGUCUGGUGCGUUGUAGCAGGCCAGGUCGGGGGGCUUGCUGUUGAAUAUGACAGUGCUGCCCUCUGUGGUCCCCAAGUUCUGCACACACACACCAAACGCACACAGCACAGCACAGACAGCACAGAGAGAGGGGCAGAAGGCAGUGUCUUUUUCACAUGGCGAAGACGUCGAUGCAUGGAUAUGUGUGUGCCGUGUGUGUGUGGAUCAAUCAAUCAAUCAUUACACCCCACCCCACCCUACCUGCAACCAUAUGUACGUCAUGAGCCCUCUUGACGUCAAAUCCACCUGAAUGAAGACACACAACCAGACCAGACCCCACAUUUCACAGCCAGUCAGCUUCCCUCCUCCUUGGCCCAUGCACGCAAGAGACACGCAUUGAUGCUGCCGCCUCUGUAUACGUACGUACGUUGUCUUUGAGUGUGGUGUAGCUCGUAAUUUCUGCCGAGAUCUGCGAGACGAAUACGUUGCGUUCCGUGGCGAGGGACUGCUCGAUGGCAUUGACCUGUCCCUCCUUCUUGUUGAGCUCCGUCCUGGCGUCCUCGUCGGCCCUGUUCCUGGUGUUCUCGGCUGCCUGCUGCGCAUCCUUCCUGCACCCAUACACACAUACAUACAUACAUGGACACGUCUGUGUGUCUGUCUAUCUUCCCUCCCUCCCUCCCUCCCUCCCUGGCUCCCUGCCUCCUUGCCCUUGCACAGGGUCACUCUCACUUGUCGAAAUCCGCUUGAAUAGCGAGCAGUCGAGCCUUUGAUUGUAAUGUCGACCGACCAGGCCAGGCAGUACAAAGAAAAGCGGCCAAGCCGAGAAAGAAGGUGUGUCCUUUGAUCCAGACUGCUGGCUGGUGAUACAUACAUACAGUAAGUACCUGCUCUGUCUCGUCGAGUGCGGCGUCGAAUUUCUCGGGCAGCGUGACGCUGAGGAGCUGCAGCUGGUUGACCCGGGCGUGGUGCUUGUCCAGACUGGCCCCCAGCUGCCGCGUCAUCUCCUGCUGGACGAAGGUGCGAUUGAGGAAGAUGUCGUAGGCGUCAUACUGUGAGGCCACGUCACGCAACACGUCCCGGGACACCCUGGCGUAGAUACCUGCCAUGCCACGCCACGCCACGCCACCAUCAUGGAUGAUAGGAUGCAAUGGAUGCAUCAAUGGAAGUCUGGAUGGAUGGAUGGAUGGCAUGGUCGCGACAGUGCGGAGCGGACGUGUUAGCUAGUUGUGUUGCAUACCCUCGUAGUUCUCCCCAAAGUCAUAGUAGAGGGCGAGUACCUCCGGUAGGACAUCUUUCAGCCUACAGGCAGGCAGGCAGAUUGAACAGCAUGCAUUCGCAUGCACGUUGUUCUGUUUGUUCCUUGCUUCCGUCCUUCCUGUGCAAGUACUGGUAUUGGUAAGUGAUGCCCAGGACAACGCGCAGACCGUCCUUGGUGCGGCAGGGCAGAUGGUUUUUGCCGGUCAGGCUCACUGUCCGCUGCUCCUUCGGGAACCUGAACUCACUCAGUGCACCAGGCAUUGCAGCCACCCCACCACCCAUAGCCAUUCAUAUGGUGGGUCCGUCACGGCCGUGUUCCCUCACUGACUUGAUGAAUCUGUGUCCGGGUCCUAUCAUGUGCCUGCCAUUCAUCCACAGCUUGUCCUCGUUGAUCUUGACGCUCACCCCGUCAUACCGCAGGCCCAUCUCGGUCUGACCCAGCGUUGAAAAGGAUACGCCAAUGAGCGUGGCAAUUGUUAUAACGAUGCAUAACACACAGCAACCCGAGCAUAUGAGCACUGCUUUGCUCGCCAUGGUGCCCGCGCU